This is a messenger RNA of Schizophyllum commune H4-8, 1689 nucleotides long. RefSeq lists its product as uncharacterized. The transcript is spliced from 2 exons. NCBI's taxonomy places the organism in Eukaryota, Fungi, Basidiomycota, Agaricomycetes, Agaricales, Schizophyllaceae. The record is from RefSeq and is a predicted model, not a curated record. Bases 1 to 1689 code for a protein of 562 amino acids.
AUGUCGACAGUCAUUUCCGAGUCAGUGAACGCGCGUACGCGUGUAGAGUCGUUGACAACGGCAUUCGAGUGUUCUCUACGGAGCGCCGGAGCGUCGGCCGAUCUUGCAAAACAUCGCUCUACAUACGAGCCGACUCAGCAGGACGCAACUGCCCUCGAGAUGCAGGUGCAAGUUCUGAAGACUUUGGAAUCGCAGGCGACCGAAUUAAUCGGGGAGAUGACGGCGGCGACAGAGGGCUCGGCAUCAGACGAGAUGCUUGCGGACAUACAAGGCCUCCGCUUCAGAGCUUCCAAGCAAGCAUCUUUCAACCUGGCACUGCUCGCUCCGUGGCGCCGUCUCCGUGGCGCCGUCUUCCGACCGAACUCUUGUCGACAAUCCUCGCAAACGCUCUACCAUCGCACUGGCAUAGCAGUCAGGCCGGCCACCGAGGCUCGCCACCUUGCGCAAAGACAUGCGCAACUAUGCCGAGCCAUAUUAGAGGAACUCCGACGCUCAUCCCAAGCCCCUCUACAUGUGACGGUCACGCGAGCUGACUAUGCUCAUGAGCUGGAUGCGGAACCCUACCGUGACUGUGACGGCGUUUGGCGGGUAGUCCUGAAGCAUUCGCAAAGAUGGGCGAGCUUCGAGAUGAUCAAGCACUUUCCCAGAACGUACUUCCGCGCCAGCAAGAGGCGCCUGUCGUUUCCUCUCCUCCGCCAAAUCAAGCUGGUAGCUGAAUAUGCUGCGAUUCCCAAAGGUUCCGACCUUCUGCGGGACAGCAUCUUACCUCUCUCGUUCUUCAAGCAUGUGCCUACAAUCUGUGACGUGUCUUUGACCUACAUGUCGUCUUUCGGGCCCCUCAGUCUUCCUCGGACCUGGACGAUCACGCAUCUCACGAUUGGUUGCGGGACGAACGCCCACUGGGCAUUCGAUCCUCUACCUGGCCUGGCGCCCAUCCUUCCCGUACUCGCCUCGGGUAGCAGCACACUUCGUACAUUCGUCAUCAACGCCAGCCAUAUACUGGGGUACUCCCCAGAUGUACAACCAGUGGUCGCUUUCCCCGUUCUGCACGAAAUCUACUUCGAUGGUUCUGCAGCCCUCCUGCUGCGUCAUAUCACCGCGCCAUCCCUCCAUAUGCUUACGCUGGUCGGGCGCAACUCUGCGCACGAUGCACAGCAAUAUGGAGAUGUCCUUGAUGCCCUCGCUGUGAUGUGCGCACGAGGUGGAUGCCCGAACCUGUCUUCACUCGUUCUGAAUGAAGUUCACGCGCGUCCGACCCAGCUUAUCGCGUGCCUACGGUCUUUUCCCUCACUCGCUCACGUCGAACUCACCAACGAUCACAGCGAUAAAAAGGAUCCGCUGGUAACAGACGAAGUCAUCCGCGCGUCAACGCGUGGGCGUGCAACGACCGACGCGCUGCUCCCUUGCGUCAUUUCGCUUCGCAUCUACUAUCGCCUGCCCGUUGGAAGCGCGCUGCCGCAGCAUGAGCUGCACAAUAUUCGUGCUAUGCUCGCGUCCCGACGCCAGCAUCGUCCCGGCCUGGCAUUCCUCAACAUUCUCCGCAUAGAUAACGUUGGGGAUGAUUGGCUGCAUCACCAUGCUGUCGACUUGAACUGGGAUUAUACGGACAGCUCGGAACGAGAAUCCGACACGAACACGGACUCGUCUGGCGAUACCGACAGUUCUUCUGGGCUUGACAGUGAUGCGUAG